AUGGCCUCUCCGGCUGUUAAGAAGGCAAUCUCCGAGGCGGCGCUGCAGUAUACAAAGCCCCAAGGAAAGGUCUUUGAGUAUGGUACUGCAGGGUUUCGCAUGAAGGCAGACCUUUUGAACACCGUCGUAUUUGCUGUUGGUUUGCUUGCCAGCUUGCGCUCCAAGAAGCUUAGCGGCCAAUGGAUCGGUGUUAUGGUGACCGCGAGUCACAACCCCGCGGAGGAUAAUGGUGUGAAGCUGGUUGAUCCUAUGGGCGAGAUGCUUGAAGCCGAGUGGGAGGCAUAUGCAACAAAACUGGCCAAUGCGCCACUGGAGUCCAUUGCCGAUGUCUACGACGAACUUGUGAAGGAAAUCGAUGUGAAGAUGACCAACCCGGCCCGUGUGGUGUUUGCCCGUGAUACUCGUGCCUCUGGUUCUCGCCUCGUGGGUGUUCUCAAUGCCGCCUUGACCGCGACUGAGACCGACUUCAUCGACUUCAAGUAUAUGACCACUCCUCAGCUUCACUAUGUUGUGCGCUGCAAGAACACACUCGGAACACCAUAUCAGUAUGGAGAGCCAUCUGAGCAAGGUUACUACGAAAAGCUUGCCCAAUCCUUUAAGAAGGUCAUGCGAGGUGUUAAGGUUCAGGGAUCCUUGACAGUUGAUUGUGCCAACGGUGUUGGAGGCCCUAAGUUAUGGGAACUCAUUAAGUACUUGGAUUCAGCUGUGGAUAUCAAGGUCAUCAAUGAUGAUGUGAUCAACCCUGAUAGCUUGAACUACGAGUGUGGUGCCGACUAUGUCAAGACAAAGCAACGUGCCCCGCCAUCUUCUAAGGCUGGUGCUCUCGAUAGAUGCGCGUCAUUGGAUGGUGACGCUGACCGUCUUGUUUACUAUUUUGUUGAUGAGAGCAACGUUUUCCGCCUGCUGGAUGGUGACCGCAUCGCCACUUUGGCCGCCUCAUUCAUUGGCGACCUUGCCCGAAAUGCUGGAAUCGCCCAGAAGUUGAAGAUUGGUGUCGUUCAGACUGCCUAUGCCAAUGGUGCCUCCACCGACUACAUAGAAAAGGUCUUGAAGCUCCCCAUCAUUUGCACCAACACCGGUGUUAAGCACCUCCACCACGCCGCCCUCCGCUUCGACGUCGGUGUCUACUUUGAGGCCAAUGGCCACGGCACUGUCACCUUCUCCGAGAACGCUAUGAAGGUCAUCAGGAACGCCGAGCCGCAAUCGCCGGCCCAGCAGCACGCUCUCGAGUCCCUGCGGGCUCUGACCGAUCUGAUCAACCAAGCCGUCGGUGAUGCUCUUUCCGAUAUGCUGCUUGUCGAGGCCAUCCUUGCACACAAGGGCUGGAGCCCCAAGGAGUGGCUGGGAACCUACACCGAUCUGCCCUCUCGUCUUGUGCGUGUUGUGGUCAAAGAUCGUUCGAUCUUCAAGGCCUACGAUGCUGAGCGCAAACUGGAGUCUCCUGCUGGUCUCCAAGAAAAGGUCGAGUCCCUGCAGUCCCGUUACAACAAGGGCCGCAGCUUUGCCCGUGCUAGUGGUACUGAAGAUGCUGUCCGUGUCUACGCCGAGGCUGCCAGCCGGUCUGAGGCUGAUGACCUCGCUACUCGAGUUGCCAACGCAGUCAGCGAGGCUCGUAGUGCUGAUGGUCAGCAGUAA
Molecule: messenger RNA, 1635 nt
Organism: Penicillium angulare
Lineage: Eukaryota; Fungi; Ascomycota; Eurotiomycetes; Eurotiales; Aspergillaceae
Gene: agm1
Product: phosphoacetylglucosamine mutase PCM1
Exons: 6
Coding region: 1-1635 (544 amino acids)
Biological process (GO): UDP-N-acetylglucosamine biosynthetic process; carbohydrate metabolic process
Molecular function (GO): magnesium ion binding; phosphoacetylglucosamine mutase activity
Source: RefSeq, a predicted model, not a curated record